CUAGAGCUUUAGCUUCUGACAUGUCAGAACUUAUUCAAACAUAUUUACUGGAUACAUAUAUACACAUACGUGUGUGAGCAUAUCAACUGCUCUAGUCUAUCAUUUAUUAUACAAUGUGGUACUGAAACCAUACUUUUUAUUAGGCUUAUUUUCCUGCAGGCCCUCUCUUAUUCAUAUUCCAGUCUCUUAUGCAAUUCAUUGCAUGGUUGGACCCUGGAUUGCUGAAACUGCAAACUGGAGAGCUGCUGAAAACAAUAAUCAAAAUAAUUAAAAAAAUACAAACAAUAAAAAAUGAAACCCAGCUGAAAAUGAUCUCAGAAUAUCACGCUUUACGUCAUACUAAAAGUUACAUUUACAGGGGUCUUGCAUCAUCCAGUCAGAAAGCCAGAGAAGACAGCUGGUUGCGAUCCCUCUUUGUGCGUAAAGUCGAUCCACGAAAGGAUGCUCACUCAAACGUGCUGGCCAAAAAGGAAACCAGUAACCUGUACAAAAUUCAAUUUCAUAAUGUGAAACCAGAGUGCCUGGAAUCUUACAAUAAGCUCUGUGAAGAGGUGCUGCCAAAGAUUCAUGCAGAUGAAGAAUAUCCAUGUACUCUGGUGGGAACCUGGAACACAUGGUAUGGGGAGCAAGAUCAGGCUGUUCACCUGUGGAGGUAUGAAGGUGGAUAUCCAGCCCUGACUGAAGUCAUGAAUAAACUAAGGAAAAAAAAGGAAUUCACAGAGUUCAGAAAGGCUCGAGGCAACAUGCUUCUCUCCCGUAAAAACCAGCUUCUUUUAGAGUUCAGUUUCUGGAAUGAGCCUGUCCCUAGGAAAGGGCCCAAUAUAUAUGAACUAAGAUCCUACCAACUGAGGCCUGGAACCAUGAUUGAAUGGGGAAAUCACUGGGCUCGUGCUAUUCGAUAUCGGCAAGAUGGUGAUGAAGCAAUUGCUGGUUUCUUUUCACAGAUCGGUCACUUAUACAUGGUUCACCAUUUGUGGGCAUAUAAGGACUUGCAGACUAGAGAUGAUAUCAGAAAUUCUGCAUGGCAGAAAGACGGCUGGGAUGAAUGUGUUUACUAUACAGUACCCCUCAUCCAGGAGAUGGAAUCAAGAAUAAUGAUCCCCCUGAAGAACUCACCCCUUCAGUAACCAACACAGUGCAUCCAGUCAAGAAUGUCAGCCUUUCUUUGUAAGAAGACUUAAGUGAAUGAACAGAAUCAUGAUAUCCAGACAAAAGUGUGUUUCAGUAAAUUGUUAGUAAAUAAGUAAAUAAGUCUGAUGUUUAUUAAUGCUAGAGGCUUGGCAAGUUUCCAGACCAUUUUUCUUAUCCCUGUGCUAAAUGGAUCUUUUAAUAAUCCAUUGAUUGAUGUAUUAGUGGGGUCGAUACACUUUACCUGUUAUGGGGAGGAAUGUUAAUUCACUUCUGUUACCAAUGCUAAGGGUUAGGAUUAUGUAAUAAAGGAUAAAAAUAUUGCAUAGCUCUAGUAACCCAAUGCAUAAAUCUGAUUUGUUUUUUUAAACAUUUGACCUCUAAAUGCUGCCUGCUAACUAGUUAAUUUGGUUUACUAGACUAAUAGUAAACGGUGGACCUUUUAUUACAUUACCCUCUAGAGUUUUAAGUGCCAGAGCACCACUAGGAUUUCCUCUUCAGUUACCAUGGGUGAUAUAUAUCAGUUGGUUUCUGUUGUUUAGGAAUUAAAAUGAUCUACAUUUGUAGUCAAAUGCUACAAAAGAAAGAGCUGAUUGCACUUGUGCAAUCGGUAAAGUGCAAGCCACGUCUCAGAUUAUAGCCCAUCUGCUUGUUACUAAUCAAUUCAAAGAAGUAGCCCAUGUAUUUGUGAAUUGUAAAGUUUAUUUUUAAGAUUCUGAACCAUCACAAAAUUCCUUAUUAAUAUCCGUAUCCCUGCAGAUCAAAGGUUGUAAAUCGGCAAAUGAGAAGCAAGUAGAUCACAGAUCAUGAGUGUGAUUAUCUUUCUUUGCGUUUGGUUUAAAUAUAUUUAUUUCUUUAUUGUGGUUUAUGAAUCCUUAAGAAGUUAUUGUUACAAAUUAAUUCUGAUGCCACCCUACAUCUUAACAUUUGCAUUUAUUGAAAAAAUACUGAUAAGCUUUAUAUAUCAAAAACUUGCCGAGUGGGAUUAAGGAUAGUGGCUUUCACAGCAGUGCAUAUAUAUAUUCUAGCUGGUUCAGAACUCCAACUUCUACUCUCUCUAAAACAAUUUCAACAGUUUAAUGUGGUUUGUAAAACUAAUUACAGCUGGAUGCAUUAUCUUGGUUGUAUAUAUUUGCUGCAUUCCUGGUUUUGACUCCUGAAACGAUGUAGCAGAAGCUAAAUGAUGAAAAGACCUGCUGUUUGCUACUUUGUUUCAAGACUUUCAGGACCAGAGAAUACACAAAGGGAUAAACAAAAUUGUUUUCACUUGCAAUUAUUUUUACAAAAUACUGGAAAAACCACUGAACAUUCGUAAUUUAUUUUGGAAAGUUGCUUACAAAUAACAUAUUAUUUGUAUUUCGUUUUUAGUUAAGAUCCCUUAGAUCCCUAAGAGUACGUCCUUGAAGGUGUAGUCCCACAAUAGCUGAAAAAGCCUAAUUUCCUAGUGCAGAAAAACAGCCUGCAAAUUACUUAAACACUAAUAAAUCAAGCAUACUGUAAAAUUCUACAGACCUGUAUUUAGACGUUUUAAUGGUAUUUUUAAUCAGCGAGUUUAAACAGGAAGUAUUUUGGUGACUUAAAUUACAGUUUGCUUGUUUUUUUUCUUGUUUGUUAAGCAGUGAUCUGUCAUAGGUGCCUGUAUUCUCUUGCUGUCUAGCUGUUUCUGAGUGUGAACUCCUAGUGACUCCUAGUGAAUUGUAGUCCAUAAACCACUGAAAACCCACAAGUGGCUGCAUCCAUGUGGCAGGUGUGUAAAACAAUAUUCACCAAAAAUUUAUUAUUUUUGGUGAAGUUGCUGUCCUUAUGCAUGAAUUUAUGUAUGCAAUUAUGCACUGCAAUUUCAAGCUAUGAAAGUGUGAAAUUAAAUUUAUUUUAGACUAAUGCUGCAAUGUACGCCAUAAUUUCACAGAAACAGCAAUAAAUUUUUUUUUUAUACACAACUUUUUUUACACCUCCUAAUUUUAUAAUCCGUUACACAUACAUUUAAAUUCCAUUUAACACUUUUAUAACUGUACCUAAUUUUAGUGUGUUUUGAGUGUACUGUGGUGUUAAUGCUUGGUUUAUUUCAAUACAAUUUUAGUUCAAGAGUCUAAAAUGUUACUGUCCCUAUUAAUGCUGUUACAUACAUUUGAUUUGCUGCUUCUUGGUCUCUUCAAAAUAACUCACUUACUCACUUUCUUCAAAAUCUAAGGCUAAUGGGUGACUUGCUAGUGGUGAUUUAAUGUAAGGAUAAUUUAAUAAUUUGAAAAAUAAGAGACACAUUUAGAAAAUCCAGGUAGAAAGGUAUCUGUGAUCAUUUAAAUGAAAUAAAUGCUGCCCAGCCACUUGUAUUUUUUUUUUUUAAGACAUGUCCCUGGUUUUGAAGAGAUUUGUAACCUCAAUUUAAUGUGAUCAAGUAAAUGUCUGUAGGUUAAAGGGGAUCUUUUUCAAAAAGCAUAUAUAGGUUCCCAUCACUAAAUAAAACAAUUUUGUAAUGUAUGUCUGUUUAAAAUGUUGUACCUGUUUUGAGGUACAUGAGAUUUUUUUCUGCAGCUUUCUCUUCUCAGUCGUUUACGAUCUCCUUUGAAGUUUAGUGGCCACUGGCCGUCUUACUCCCUGAUGCUCUGAGGAUGCAGACAUUUCUACAACAAACAUGUAUAUAUGUAAGGGUUAAACCACCCUUGAGUCUUAUCUAGCAGUUAAGCAUCAAUCACUAGCUAGCAGGAUGGCCAGCGGCUGCUGAACUUUGAAGGUUAUAACAAGACGGAGAAGAGAAACCCGCAGAAACAUGCACUUGUAUCUUAAUGUAGGUACAAAAUGUUCUACAGACAUACAUUACAAAAUAAUUUUCUUUAGUGAUUGGAGCCUAUAUAUGCAUUUUAAAAAAUUACUUUAGAUCCCGUUUAAGGUUACCAGAUCACUUGAAAAAUCAGGGACACAUGUAGUAAGUGCAAUAGUCUGAGCUGUCAUGUUAACAGACAUUGAAAGAAAGUUACUCCAGCACACGUAACUGCACAAGGGAUUAACCUGUGUUUAAUGUCAAGCCAAAAGGCUUGGAAGGGGUUUGUUAUUUACCCUUGUAGUAGUCACCGAUUCUUCACAUAUAAACCCUUCAUAUGGACACAUCUAGCCUUCAAGUGUUCUGAAAGCUCAAGCCAAAAUGUUCUAGCCAGCUUCUGUGUGGUGGCUUUCGUGCACUGGGUAAUUUAGUCAGUCAGUAUGGUGGUAGCAACAGAAUGGGUUACAUUUAUCCUCACUGGUGCUUUGAUACUUAAAUAACUAGUAUAACCAGAGUCAGUGUUUCAUAUCUAAAGCAGAGUUGUUUGAAAUAAUUUAAAUCCUGUGUUCUAUAUAGACUUAUACCAGAUAAGCUUGGUAGACAUCAUAAUGAUUGAUUCAAAGAUAAGACAAAGUCAACUCUUUCACACUCCUACUUUACCAGUAAAGCGGUGUUUGGGUCGUUUAAACCAUUUGCACUUUAGCUUCUACUGGAAAUAGGGGAAAUACUGUAUGCUAUUACAAUGUUGAAGGUUAAAAAUAAUAAGGUCAUAUCUAUUUUCAUGCCCAAAUGUAAAAAGGAAAAAAGCUAAUGUUUCUAUGCUGUUACAAAAUGAAAGGUCAUCUUGUGAUAAAAAUGUUGUCCUCUGUGAAACAAUAUUAAUAAAACAUUUUAUUUGAA
Xenopus laevis (African clawed frog) is the source of this 4786-nucleotide messenger RNA. RefSeq names its product nipsnap homolog 2 S homeolog (gene nipsnap2.S). Bases 189 to 1127 code for a protein of 312 amino acids. Lineage: Eukaryota; Metazoa; Chordata; Amphibia; Anura; Pipidae. Gene Ontology annotation, biological process: mitophagy. Gene Ontology annotation, cellular component: mitochondrial matrix; mitochondrion. The transcript is spliced from 10 exons. The record is from RefSeq and is a predicted model, not a curated record.